AUGACUUUUAAGAAAAUUAACUUGCGAUAUUUAUCGCAUGGCUCAAGAAUUUAGUCUAUAAAUACCCUCCCUGCAGUCCCUUGCAUCAUCAUCCAAGAAUUUGAGUCUACAAAAAUCAAAAGUUUCAAAACAUGGGGUCAUCCUUGUGUGUGGUUUCAGUACUAGUACUAGUACUAGUUGUGUUAUCGUUUCAUUUUGUGGUUGCAAACUCAUCACGCUCUUUGCAGCAGCCAUCUUGCCAUGAUGAAGAGAGCUCUGCCUUGCUCCAGUUCAAGCAAAGAAUUGUCAUCGACCCAUAUGCUUCAUUUUACCAUGGUGCUUAUCCGAAGAUUUCAACAUGGAAACCACCUCUUGAAGGAGAAAACAAGACAUGUUGCUCAUGGGAUGGGGUCGAGUGUGAUGAGAAGACGGGUCAUGUAAUUGGGCUUGAUCUCAGUGGUAGUUUUCUCUACGGCUCUAUCAACUCCAACAACACCCUCUUCUGUCUUGUUCAUCUUGAGAGGCUCAACCUUGCUGACAAUGAUUUCAAUUCCUCUCAAAUUCCUCCUACCAUUAGGAACUUUCCAAGGCUCAGGUAUCUCAAUCUCUCUAUGUCGGGCUUUUCUGGUCAUGUCCCAUAUGAAGUUUCACAAUUGUCUAAGUUGAUAUCUCUAGAUUUAUCUCAAAAUGAUAAUAUGUUUUUAGAUGAAAGAUUCUUGAGAAGUCUAACUCAAAACUUAACUGGCCUAGAAAAACUUGAUCUUUCUUACAUGAAUAUAUCAGUGCCCGACACCUUGGCCAAUUUGUCACAUUUGACAUCCCUCUCCCUUAAUACUUGCGGCAUGUUCGGCAAAAUACCAUUUUCUCUUGGUAAUCUUAGACAUCUCAUCUAUUUGGACCUUGGAAGUAAUAUAUUUACUGGUCAAAUCCCUGCUUCCUUGGGAAACCUUACCCAACUAACAGAACUUUGGCUUUCUUUAAAUCAAUUAUCUGGCCACAUCCCUGCUUCCUUGGGAAACCUUACCCAACUAACAGAACUUGGGCUUUAUUCAAAUCAAUUAUCUGGCCCCAUCCCUGCUUCCUUGGGAAACCUUAUCCGACUAACAGAACUUUGGCUUUCUUUUAAUCAAUUAUCUGGCCCCAUCCCUGCUUCCUUGGGAAACCUUACCCGACUAACAGAACUUUGGCUUUAUAGUAAUAAUUUUAAUGGUUCAAUUCCUCAGUCCUUGUUCAAUCUCAUUAAUCUCCAGUCCCUUUAUCUAGAUUAUAAUCAUUUGAGCGGUACAGUAGAGUUCCAUAAGUUUGUUAAGCUACAAAAACUCACCUCUCUAGAUCUAUCAAGUAAUCAUCUGGAAGUGCUCACGGAAUCCAAAUCUUUGAAUAAUGCAACUAUUGCACUUCCGAAGUUCGAGUAUCUAAGAUUGAGUUGGUGCAACCUAAGAGAGUUCCCAAGUUUCCUGAGAUCUCAAAUGACAUUGAUCGAGUUGGAUCUUUCUGGAAACAAAUUGCAAGGCCAAGUGCCAAUUUGGAUAUGGAACACAAGCACACAAACUCUACGGGCGUUGAACAUUUCUCAUAACUUUCUGUCAGGCUUUGUGCAAUCUCCAGCUGUUCUUCCAUGGGCUAACCUAGAAAUGUUAGACCUUUCAUUCAACAUGUUUUCUGAAUUAUUAUUGUUAACUUCAGUUGCAUCCAUCAUAUACUAUAACAUUGCAAGCAACAAAUUAACGGGACAAGUUUCACCAAUGAUUUGCAAUAUGACUUCUCUUAAAUACCUUGAUUUGUCAAACAACAAGUUGGUUGGCGAUCUCCCGCAAUGUGGGGGGAACUUUAGUGUUCAACUGGAAUAUCUCAAACUUGAAAACAACUCAUUUCAUGGAAUUUUUCCUCAAUCAUACACCAGUGGAAGCAAUUUAAGGAUGAUGGAUAUUAGUUACAACAAUUUCUAUGGGCAACUACCGAGGUCGCUAGCGAAUUGUGCAAGUCUUGAAAUUUUAGUCGUUUCACACAAUAAAUUUAAUGAUACAUUCCCCGUUUGGUUAGGGGCUGUCCCUGAGUUGAAAAUUUUGACAAUGGACCACAAUAUGUUCUAUGGAGUGAUUGUGAAACAUCUCACUUUCCCGAUGCUGCGUAUUCUUGAUUUGUCUUACAAUAAUUUCUUAGGUGAGUUUCCAUUUGGAUACGUUUUCUCUAGAAAUGGGACAAGUAUCACUGAUGAUUUGGAGUAUUACCACACUAAUGACUUCACAUAUUACGAAAAUGUUUUCUUAUAUUACUCAAUCACAAUAAUGAGUAAAGGUGUGGAGAGAUACUACCCGAAAAUUCAAGAGGACUUGAUACUCAUUGACAUCUCAAGCAACAAUUUUGAAGGGAAGAUUCCUGAAUUCAUUGGGACACUAAAGGGGAUUUGGUCGCUCAAUAUCUCCAAUAACAGUCUCACCGGUAGCAUCCCCUCAUCCUUGGGCAACUUAUCAAGGCUUGAAUCGUUGGAUCUUUCACAUAACAAGCUCUCUGGCCCUGUACCAAGGGGAAUCCACUUCACUACAUUUGACAGCACUUCAUAUCAAGGAAACCAAGGAUUGUGCGGAGACGUACUGCCAAAGAAAUGUGAAAAUUAUGAGGGCACUCAACUUCCACCUUCAACAUCAGAAGAUAAUGACUCGGACGCUGGAAUUGAAUUGGAUUGCAAAUUUGUUGUGGCAGGGUUUGCGAGUGGCUUGUUGGUGGGAGUGGUUCUUGCAGACUUUGUGAUUACCAAGUGGAAUGUGCGGUUCAUUGAAAUUGUUGCGGUAUUGGUUAGACUAUCAAAAAGGAUGAGAAGGCCCAGAAAUUGAUUGAUUGAUAUCAAACUAUGUUGCUAUUUGUUUUUUUUAAGUUGUCUCUAAUUUGUUGUAUAUAUGCAUGCUGAGGGAGGGUUUGUAAUAUUUAAUAUGAAUAACUUUGGACUUUUUCUUGGAGGGUUCUACAAUUCCUCUUUAUUUGUAGUAGCAAACAUAUUGAGAUAAAAAAGAGGUGUAUGUUCUAAAUA
This is a messenger RNA of Rosa rugosa (rugosa rose), 3007 nucleotides long. RefSeq names its product receptor-like protein 7. NCBI's taxonomy places the organism in Eukaryota, Viridiplantae, Streptophyta, Magnoliopsida, Rosales, Rosaceae. Bases 132 to 2813 code for a protein of 893 amino acids. Gene Ontology annotation, molecular function: protein binding. The transcript is spliced from 2 exons. The record is from RefSeq and is a predicted model, not a curated record.